CGCAUAAGCCACUCAAAGUCUACGGCCAGUCUGCAGCUCCGAUUUUUUUAGUAUUACCCGUUCCUCCUCUGAAGAAGAGCGAACACACACGUAAUUGUUCUCUCUUCCUCCUCUACCCGCACACAUAAAACCACUCAAAGUCUGCGACCAGUCCGCAGCUCCGAUUUUUUUAGGAUUCCCCGUUCCUCCUCUGAAGGAGAGCGAACACACACACGAUCGAUCCUUUUCGGGUUUGCGAUCCGGUUAGGCAGUAAAAUUUUGGAAUCUGGUGUUCGAUUUCUCGAUCGCCGAUAUGAUUUUGGUUCUGGGGUGGUUCUGAUCGGGAGCUUCGGUUCAGAUCUGCGAGAAUUAGGGUUUUAAGGAUCUCUUAAUGCAGAGGCCUGCUCGGCAUCUGGAGCGGUCGGGGACCAUGACGAGGGAGAAGCGUAGGCUGGAUCCGGGCGAGGGGGCCGAACCGCAUCCUGAGUCUAAGCGGCCAAAGGUUCCGGCACUCGCGAGUGUGAUUGUUGAAGCACUCAAGGUGGAUAGUCUGCAAAAACUAUGUUCAUCAUUGGAGCCAAUUCUUCGUAGAGUUGUUAGUGAAGAAGUGGAACGUGCAUUAGCAAAGCUGGGUCCUGCUAGGCUUGGGGGAAGCAUCAUUCAGUCAGACAGUCCACCAAUACAGGAUCAUAGCCUGCUACUUGAGGCCGGUAGCAGUUCCACUAAUGUGAUACAUUUACAGUACACCAAAGUGAAAUCUUCACCCAAGCGUAUAGAAGGGCCUGAUGGAAGAAACCUGCAGCUACAUUUUAGAUCAAGUUUGUCUCUACCACUUUUUACGGGAGCAAGAGUUGAAGGAGAGCAGGGAGCCGCAAUUCAUGUGGUGUUGAUUGACACAAAUACUGGCCUUGUUGUAACAUCAGGGCCUGAGUCAUCAGCAAAACUGGAUGUGGUUGUGCUUGAAGGUGAUUUUAACAAUGAAGAUGAUGAUAACUGGACUGAAGAAGAAUUUGAAAAUUACGUAGUCAAAGAGCGUGAAGGAAAGAGACCACUUUUGACUGGUGACCUCCAGGUUACUUUGAAAGAAGGUGUGGGGACUCUUGGGGAGCUUAUCUUUACAGAUAAUUCUAGCUGGAUACGAAGUAGAAAAUUCAGGCUUGGUCUGAAGAUUGCAUCAGGCUUCUGUGAAGGUAUUCGUAUUCGUGAGGCAAAAACAGAAGCUUUUACUGUUAAGGAUCAUCGAGGGGAAUUAUACAAGAAACACUACCCACCUGCCCUAAAAGAUGAGGUUUGGAGAUUGGAAAAGAUUGGAAAAGAUGGGGCAUUCCACAAAAAAUUAAAUAAGAAUGGAAUCUUGACAGUCGAAGAUUUUCUCCGGCUUGUUGUAAGGGAUCCACAAAGAUUGCGGAAUAUACUUGGAAGUGGCAUGUCAAAUAAGAUGUGGGAUAGCCUCGUGGAGCAUGCUAAGACUUGUCUCUUGAGUGGAAAGUAUUAUAUAUACUAUGAUGAUGAAACAAGGAAUGUCGGUGCAAUCUUCAAUAACAUUUAUGAAUUUAGUGGCCUGAUAGCUGGAGGGCAGUUCUAUUCAGCUGAAUGUCUGGCUGACAGUCAGAAGGUCUUUGCAGAUGCAUUGGUUAAAAAGGCGUAUGAUAAUUGGAUGCACGUUAUAGAAUAUGAUGGCGAGGCCCUUUUGAACUUCAGGCAGAGCAAGAAAACUGCUACGCGAAAUGAACAUCCAUCAGCUUCAAAAAACUGUCCUGCUUCAUAUGAUCAGCAAGCUUGUCAGCAGCAUAUGUCAACUACAGUUCCAGGAGAGCAUCCUGCAGUGGAUAGAGGAGUGGUUGCUGGAGGAAAUGCAGCAUCUGCUGGGUACAAUGAGAACCAAGUGAACAGAUACUCUGCUCAUCCCCAACAUGUGGAUUCAAGUACCCAUAUGCAGUAUGAAAGCAAUUCAUUUGCCCCACAAAGUCAGUUCAAUGGAUCUUCUCAGCAAAUGCAAAUUACAAGAAAUGAUAGCACUGGGCUAGCACUGGGCCCACCUCAACAGGCAACCCUUGGAUUUCAGCCAUUGGGCCAGUCAAUACUGUCAGCAAACCUGAAUACUUAUGAUGACUGGUCUCGUCAACGGGAUGUCCAGGCUGUCGAAGAUUUUAAUCUCUCGGAGGAAGAGAUCCGCAUGAGAAGCCAUGAAAUACUAGAGAAUGAAGAAAUGCAACAAUUGCUUCGUGUUUUCAGCAUGGGUGGGGCAUCCACCAGUGUACCAGAAGAUGGAUAUGGUUUUCCAUCCUACAUUCCUUCUCCUUGUCCGAACUUUAACUUCGAUGAGGAUCGUAAUCGUUCAUCUGGUAGAGCUGUUGUUGGGUGGCUUAAGAUCAAAGCAGCUAUGAGAUGGGGCAUCUUUAUCAGGAAGAGAGCAGCUCAAAGGAGAGCUCAGCUUGUUGAGCUGGAAGAUUAGCAAAUGGAGUCAUGACAUAGUAGUCUUGGUGUCGUGUCAUACCUCUCAGAAUUAGUUAUCAGCAUUAAAUGCCUCAACUGUAUACCAGGGAGUGAUGAUGCAGACCUGGAGCUCUGGUUAUGUGACUCAUCACGGUUAGACUGCUUGUACACGAUUCUUGACUGUACAGUAGAGUAAGGUUGUUGUUUAGCUCUUCUGCUAUCAUGAUGUCCACCCAUAUGCUCUGAAAGAUCUUUAGAAACAGUGCACUAGUUUACUCAAGACUGUUAACUCUCUCUGUGUAAUGCCACUAAUAUAUAUUCACCAUAAGAUUGUUUUAAUUUAAAACCAUGGGAAUGUAACUCUAUAUUGUGUUGAAUAACUACAGCACAAUUUUCAGGGAGUGUACAUGUGCUGCUUAGCCUGAUGGUAUAAAAUCCAGGUGCUUG
Elaeis guineensis (African oil palm) is the source of this 2862-nucleotide messenger RNA. RefSeq names its product calmodulin-binding protein 60 B. Gene Ontology annotation, molecular function: sequence-specific DNA binding; calmodulin binding; DNA-binding transcription factor activity. Lineage: Eukaryota; Viridiplantae; Streptophyta; Magnoliopsida; Arecales; Arecaceae. Gene Ontology annotation, cellular component: nucleus. The record is from RefSeq and is a predicted model, not a curated record. Gene Ontology annotation, biological process: regulation of salicylic acid biosynthetic process.